Molecule: messenger RNA, 1564 nt
Organism: Cucurbita maxima (winter squash)
Lineage: Eukaryota; Viridiplantae; Streptophyta; Magnoliopsida; Cucurbitales; Cucurbitaceae
Product: phosphoenolpyruvate/phosphate translocator 2, chloroplastic-like
Exons: 9
Coding region: 349-1536 (395 amino acids)
Biological process (GO): transmembrane transport
Cellular component (GO): Golgi apparatus; membrane
Molecular function (GO): antiporter activity
Source: RefSeq, a predicted model, not a curated record
AGUAAGCAGAGAAUUGAUUUGUUUUACGAGAGCUGGAUUCAAAUUUCAAAGUUAGUCAAUGUUGAGUGGGCCUUGUUUACUUCUGAACCAGUAAUUCAAGGCGCCAAAUUCCUCCGUCUUUGCAAACCCCACUGCUCUUGAUUUCCCAAACGACAUUCCAUUUCAGCCAUUAAUUUCCAUGGCCGAUAUCCAGAUCUCAAUUAGACAUCUUCCACCGUAACAUCUUAAUUCUGUCUCCUCUUUUCAUUCCUCCGUCCACUCUCCGGCAACCGGACCUCCUUCCACGGGAAUAAACGAACGUCUUCUGUUACUUGUUUGCUCUCUGGUAGUCAUUGGCCUUCGAGAGAAAUGCAGAGCGCUGUAUUGGCUUUCGCCAUGUCUUUUUCCCCUAACACUCCUGCUAGGGCUACUUCUUUUCCAUUGCCUCUAAUUUCAUGCCGACUUCGAAGCCCUAAUUUGCCUCACUUUCCUCACAUUGUUCCGUUUCGUUCCUUCUCAUCCUCGAUCGCUGUUUCUUGCUCCGGAUUCAGUUCGAGGCUCCAGAAAUUCACGAGAACUGCGGCUUCCUUGCCGGAGAGCGCCGGCGAGGCUGAGGAAUCGGCCGAUUUCGUUAACAAUCUGCGGCUUGGUUCAAUGUUUGGCGUUUGGUACCUUUUGAAUAUCUACUACAACAUUUUCAACAAACAGGUUCUGAAAGCCUUCCCCUUUCCAACUACGGUGACUGCUUUUCAAUUCGCGUGUGGAACGGUCAUAGUAAGCUUAAUGUGGGCUCUUAAUUUUCAUCCCAGACCCAACGUCAAUCGCUCCCAGUUUGCUGCCAUUCUUCCGCUGGCUGUAGCGCACACCAUGGGGAACAUAUUGACCAAUGUCAGUCUUGGCAAAGUUGCGGUCUCAUUCACUCACACCAUCAAAGCAAUGGAGCCAUUUUUCACUGUCCUUCUCUCUGCUUUCUUCUUGGCUGAGAGGCCCACAUUUUGGGUUGUUCUUUCGCUCAUACCCGUUGUAGGAGGAGUGGCACUCGCAUCUUUUACUGAAGCCUCAUUUAAUUGGAUUGGCUUCAGCAGUGCCAUGGCUUCAAAUCUCACAAAUCAAUCACGUAAUAUCUUCAGUAAAAAGCUCAUGGUCCACAAAGAGGCGCUGGACAAUAUCAAUCUCUUCUCUGUAAUUACUAUCAUUUCAUUUAUCCUGCUGGUUCCCUCAGCUCUUCUCCUUGAAGGCACUAAAUUUAGUCCUUCAUACCUGCAAUUAGCUGCAAAUCAAGGGUUGAAUGUCAGCGAGCUAUGCAUUAGGUUGCUUCUAUCUGGCAUUUGUUUUCAUAGCUACCAGCAGGUUUCUUAUUCAAUACUACAGGAAAUUUCACCAGUAACCCAUGCUGUAGGGAACUCUCUGAAGCGGGUGGUGGUGAUAGUGUCGUCUGUUAUUUUCUUCCAAACAGCCGUCUCACAUCUAAACGCCCUCGGAACUGGAAUAGCUCUCAUGGGAGUCUUUUUGUAUUCAAGGGCGAAGCGUAUGAACCCAAACCUGAAGACUCUAUAAAUGAAUCUAAAUACAAACACAGUUUAGU